This is a messenger RNA of Bemisia tabaci, 3294 nucleotides long. RefSeq lists its product as uncharacterized. NCBI's taxonomy places the organism in Eukaryota, Metazoa, Arthropoda, Insecta, Hemiptera, Aleyrodidae. The record is from RefSeq and is a predicted model, not a curated record.
UGUGUUUAUAUUCCCUCCUUUAUCAGUUGUCAACUCGUGAUUCGUGAUCCAUCCAUUAUCACAAUAAGCUUUGUUUACACUUCUUUCUAUCUCCACCAUUAUUAAGUUUACCGUUGGAAAAUACCUCCAUACUUUUAUCAAUUUAUAGUGUUGUCUCUCUUGAUGAAUCUUUUUUAAAACUCAAAAGUGUGAUUUUAAAACAACAUUUACCUGCCUGAAGUCUCCAGGUGCUGAGUAACUGCUCUUCUCUGACCAUUGUUCAUCUCUUUGUUUGCUCAAAUAGUUCUUUUUGAGCUGUUUUCUGUUUUCUUGAAAUUUUACUGAAGUCCGACCACUUUCUCCUGCCCAUCUUUAUCAAUGUGCCAACGCUCCAACUCACUGUAGUGCCAACGAAAUUCUCCGACUCAAUUCAUCAUGGAUCGAUCAGUACCUCCCAUGAUAAAAGCUAUCGUCUCUAAGCCCAUAAGAAACUGCUUCUAUUUUUGUUGUGAUAUGGUCCUUCUUGGUGUAAUCAUGACACUGCAGGGUGCAUGCUUGAAUCUUUAUGUCAUGAACGAAUACCCAGACGAAACCCUUCCACAUUUCUUAUUCCUCGGAGAUUUCAUUUGCGUUGUGCUUGCCAUGGUCGGAAUGCGAGCAACAUACAUUUAUCUUCAGAAAUCCAAGGAAGAGGAGUCCAAUGGAACUCCACCAGAUCAAAGCGCUUUUAUUUAUUCACCAAAAAAAUUCCUGAAGAAAUUCCCAACGAGCAAAUUGGGUGUCCUGCCUCUGAGCUACAUGUCAUGGUUGGUGUACAUACUGUUUUUGCUGGUGAAGAUCAUCAUCAUCUACUGGUCUGGACUGUCUCUAAACUUGAAAACCACUGAUUUGCUGGGACCUCAAACGCUUAAGAUGACAAUAGCUUUCACGAGUAUCACCUUUAUGCUGUUUGUGGAGGCUCACAAUUGGGAUUUUGUUUCUGCUGAGAGACGUGCUUAUGUCACCACUGUCUGUGUCAAAACUGGCUUUGAAAUUUUUGAUUCGGUUGAUAUGCUAUCUUUAAUCACAGACCAGCAACAAGAAGAGACUACUAUGUUGCAGCGGAAAGAGAGAGCAUCCCAUCUGCCAGACAGCGUCCUCAUCCCGUACGAAAACCUAAUCUUUACUCUGGUCGCACUGAACUUCAUUUUGCCGUUCCUGUCCCUCUACAAACUGAGCUUACCCGAUAAGCAAAACCAGAGCAACUUGUCACUCAUGAUACCAGUUCAUGUGUUGUACCAUCUGCUCCACCUGUUUUUCGUUGAUCUGCCAUUCUUGUCAGUUCGAGUCUAUGCGUGGAUCAUGUUCCACACAGAGAUCUCUAUGUUCCUAAUGAAAAACUUGCUGCACAUAAUCAUAAGUAUCCGUAGCAUAUAUCCUGAGCUGAGGAAGAUGGCUACUCAAGACAAAUCGUCCCCGCCAGUGAAUGAGCAGCCGGCAAGAGGGAAUGAAUUUGAAGAUAUUGCGUUGAAUUGAGGACAUGAAUAGUUAAAAGGUUUGGUUUCUAACUUUUCUGUUGACUAGCCAAUUAUGAAUGGGAAGGAGUGUUUAGUUGUACCUAAUACGAAACGGAGCCGACAGAAUUUCAUAUUUUUGAGGGAAAAAUGAAGUGUAGCAUUUAAUUUUGCUCUAACUUUUUCCAGAUUAUGUAGCAAAAUGGCUUUAUUUUUUUCCCCAAAAUAUUCAGCCUUCACAUUUUUGUCCAACAGACAAAAAUAUUUGCUUGAACGAUUAUAAGAUUUUCUUAUUCUGUCAUAGCUUCAUCAUUUUUACCAAUAUUUUCAUUUGUUGCUCUGUCUCAUAAGUGAUACGAGAAGGUGCCACCAGCCACUUACUUUGAAAAACACUAGCGCAAGUUCUGUUACUUCUCAAUGUUCUAUUUUUUAUAAGUAAAAAAUUUCUGAUUAAUUUAAGUAAUGCAUUUACUUUUGUACUUAUGUUUUGUUAUAUGUAGAUAUUUUCUUAGUUUUUGCCAAUGUUUGCAAAGUUUUUUGUAUUUUAUCUAUUUUUCUCUGAACAAAGAAGCUACCGCUUUUUUCAAAAGCUCUCUCAUCAAGACUGAAAAUUGUCUGUAGUGGAUUGAAAUUUAGGUUUAAGCUAUAAUACUAGCCAUGACAGUUUUGUUUUGUAGCAUUUAUACUUAGUUUUUGGACCCCUCUUUUGCCGUACAGAGUUGAAAUGCCGUAACUCCUGCCUACCUUAUUCAAUUUUUUUCUAACAAAAUGUUGUUUACAAGGGCAUCAAAGAACAUGAACGUUUCUUAAUUCAGGAGGAACUGCAUUGGACCUUCCAAAACGUAAUAGAAAAUAGUGCAACAUGUAAGGGUCAUAUUUUCUUAUAAAAUAGCAUUUUUUUAAAAAGAUGUGUGUAUGUACAAUCUGUAGUGCAGUUUCGACCUUGCUCUCGCCGGUAGUCAAGAGGUUUUGUCCUAAUAUUGUCUUUCAUUUCUUUCGAAUUUGUACCUCUACUAUUUCCUUAAUUUUUUUACCUGCAGUUUACUUAAUUUUAAAAUUUGGGAAAUUUAAUAUAAUGUGUUCUAUUAAUUAUUGUAAUCUUUAGCAUGUAAGGUAAAAUGAGAGAGUAGUAUUUCCAAUGGCUUUUAUCUUAAUGUACCACGAGUUCAAAACGCCUACAUCUUUCUUUCAGAGGAAAGAAAUACAUCAGUUAGAACGAGUUUAGUUGCCCAGUUACCGAUUUGCUCUUUUUUAAAUUCCCUCUUCAUAAGAUUCCCCACCUUGGAAUCAGAGGAGGAAUGUGUCAUGUUUCCUUAGAAUCAGUAGACAUUUAUGCAAACAUUCUCUUUUGAUUUAUUUUAUAUGACAAAAACCCAUCAGCAACAGGGAUGUCCAUAUAAUGCAACUAAGCAAUUGAUCCGCAUUAAGCGAGGUGAAUUUCUUUUGAUUUUGUGUGGUAGCGCAAUCAAACGAUGAAAUAGCCACUUUUAAAAAGUAGGAAACAUUUUUGUCAUUUUGUGAAAGUCUAUCCUUUACAAACAAACUAAAAGAAGAACCAGAAGGAAACUGCUCUCUCAGGCUGACGCUUUUUUUUCUUUUACAUGUAUAUACUCUUUGAACUGACAAAAAUUAUUGAAGCCAAAUCAUCUCUGCAUUAGCUUAAGGAUUAAGUUGCUCCCAAAAAGCAAGAUCUGUUUGUAAGAUUUUUUUGUGUAUUUUCUACAGAAUCUUCUGCCUUACUAUUGUGAUAACACUAACGGAAGAUCUUAUAGUACAUCUAUACAAAUUAUACAAAUAAAACUUUUUUAAAUUUUAUAAAAAA